This is a messenger RNA of Lytechinus pictus (painted urchin), 7342 nucleotides long. Its product is annotated as deleted in malignant brain tumors 1 protein-like. The coding region runs from base 112 to 6114 and encodes 2000 amino acids. The transcript is spliced from 19 exons. The record is from RefSeq and is a predicted model, not a curated record. Gene Ontology annotation, cellular component: membrane. NCBI's taxonomy places the organism in Eukaryota, Metazoa, Echinodermata, Echinoidea, Temnopleuroida, Toxopneustidae.
AUUUUCUCCCAAUCGUUCAACACAUUGAGACGUUCUCUGAAAUAUUAGUGCUGGUGUAAAAAAAAAAAUUCAUCUUCGUUCGGAGAAGCCGUAAAGGUCUGAGUAGGAGCAAUGAAGACUCUCCUUCUAUUAUCUAUCCUAUGGGCUUCCCUUGCAUCGGGACAUGCUAUAAUUUGUAGAACGUGCGCUGGGAUGACUUCUGAUGAUCCAAGCUUCCCUAUCCCUGUAGUUCCCGGUACAGUGACGUGUUCAGGGACUCCUCAAGAUAAGACUUGUGAAGAAGGCGUUACCAGCUGUAUGACGACGAUUGUCGCGAUGCACUUUGCUCGUGCAUCCGGACCACUGACGCUGACCCAAGAAGUUCGGGACUGCGGACCCUGGAUAUCUGGUGUUCUUCCUUCCGGGGACACAUGCGCAGGAGAAGAUAUUCUCAAGACCAUCCUGGGUCCAACUGACGCGAGUUCAAUGUUUCCUCCAGAACUUGGACUGACGUAUGAGAGCCAGGACGCCAGCAUCUGCUUAUGUGACAGCUCAGACAAUUGUACACCGCCCUCUCCUGGAAUGAUCAUCAAUUCAACUGAUACCACCGAGGAAACUGUACCCCCAGUAACAAACACUUCAGAGGCCCCGUCUGUCUGCCCGAUAGUCGGAGAGUGGUAUGUAGAUUGGGACAGUUCCUUCGCCUGCCUAUCGCAGUUUCCGAUCAGCGAACCUUUCGCAGUCCCUGGCCAAAUUCUUCCUCGCUUGGCAGUUUCCGAUGUCAUUGAAGCUGCCGGCGCUGCUUGGAAAGCCACGAGCCUCAUAGAAGCCGAAGGCGAGGUGUGCGUUCGAGUACUCCCUCAAUUGACUGUUGCUCCGGGUGGACUAGACAUCGUAAGAGGGUAUUGCGAUCCAGUCUUGGCGUUUUUGAGGGAAGGGACAUCUUUCGACGCCCUAGCACACUGUAGGUAUAUUCUAAACAUAACAGGAGCGACGUCGUCAUACAUGCCACAAACCUUCCCAUCGACACAACCUUUAACAUCUGUAUCAAAUGCACUACGCCCAUUCGACUUCUUAGAUCACAUUGAAAAGAUCAUUUAUAAUCUUGUCGGUGUAUCCUUCAACGAUAUAGACAAUGUGUGUACAGCCCGAGUUGGAAUCGUUGAAUCUGAGUCAACAUUGAAAGAGCUUACAACCGAUUUCCUCGUGGCGUUUACAAAAGUCUUGAUCCCUAGAGCCGCAGAGUUGUGUGAAACUUGGGAUGACCUUGUUAACGGGAUAGUUGAGGUAGUUCAAGGUGAUCCCGCCCCUGACAUGUAUGGCGUGUUUCAGAAUGCCUCCAAUCUGCUGGCGCAUCUGUUUGGUUUCACAGACAGGAAUUCCCUUUGUCAGGAGAUCCAAGACGCUGUUGCCUCACCUCCCGAAUCUUCUGCACUUGGUCAUGUUGCUUUGUUUAUAACCAACAGCACACUUGACAUUUUAACCGAUGUCCAUCGUUGUUCAAGCAUUGUCCAAGAAGCUUUGGAUAUCUCCCUUGCUCUUACUCCAGAACUCACACAGGAACAGGUUGAAUCUGCCCUGUUUCAGUACACGGGACUCAGCAGCGUACAGGACGUAUGCCAGGAAAUAGAAGAUGCUUUCCUUCCUGAAGUUGAAGUAAGGCUUGUCGGUGGGAGCGACAACACGGAGGGAACCGUUGAGGUGCUUUAUAAUGGAGUUUGGGGAACCGUGUGUGAUGAUUCCUGGGAUAUUAGAGAUGCCAACGUUGUAUGCAGGAUGUUAGGUUUUCCCAAAGCUACCCGCGCUCCAUUGCUUGCCCAUUUCGGAAUCGGGACGGGGGUCAUCUGGCUGGAUGAUGUCAUGUGUAGCGGGGUCGAAGAGAACAUAGCCGACUGCCAGCAUCGGGAAUUAGGAGAGAGUGACUGUAGAGUUCACGAAGCUGCUGGUGUCGUUUGCCUUCCCCAAGAACCUGCCAUUACUGACAUACGCCUUGUUGAUGGAGGAAGUGAUUAUGAAGGAAGGGUCGAGAUUGAGUUUGAAGGCCAAUGGGGGACCAUCUGUGAUGAUGACUGGGAUUUAGACGAUGCUUCUGUAGCCUGCAGGAUGCUUGGAUUCACCGGUGCGACUGAUGCUCCGCUAUAUGGCCAGUUCGGCCCAGGAUCAGGUACUAUCUGGCUUGAUCAGGUUGGUUGCACUGGGAAUGAGACCACUCUUGCGGAUUGUUAUCAUGACGGGUUUGGAGAGACCAACUGCGACCAUGACGAAGAUGCUGGUGUCAUUUGCAUUCCUCCAGUCCCACCUACACCAUCUGUUGAAGUGAGGCUUUUCGGUGGAGCUGACAACACGGAGGGGACCGUUGAAGUGUUAUACGAUGGACAGUGGGGAACCGUCUGUGACGAUUUCUGGGACCUGAAUGACGCCAACGUCGUAUGUAGGAUGCUUGGAUUCCCUGGGGCUUCUGAAGCUCCUGGCUAUGCUCGAUUCGGAGAGGGUUCGGGUGAGAUCUGGCUCGAUGAUGUGGUGUGCAGCGGCAUGGAGCAGAGCAUUGCAGAGUGCCAGCAUCCUGGAUUCGGAGUGAGCAACUGCGGUCAUUAUGAAGACGCUGGGGUCAUUUGUGUUGCCGAAGAACAUACGAUUACGGACAUACGUUUGGUUGGUGGAGAGAGUGACCUUGUAGGAAGGGUCGAGAUCGAAUACGACGGAGAAUGGGGAACCAUUUGUGACGACGUCUGGGGCUUGGACGAUGCCAACGUGGUUUGUAGAAUGCUUGGAUUUGAUGGGGCUUCGGGGGCACCUGGAUCAGCGCGCUUCGGCCAGGGUUCCGGUAUUAUUCUCCUGGAUGAUGUAGAAUGUUUGGGUAACGAACUCAGCCUCACAGAAUGCACUCACUUGCCGUUUAAGGAGCACAACUGUGACCACUCAGAAGAUGCAGGGGUCAUUUGUUUCAUCGCAGAGCCGCAGACACCGAAGCCGUCACCAUUCUGCACGAUCACUGAUAUUCGGUUAGUUGGGGGUGGCACGGAUCACGAGGGACGGGUUGAGAUAUACUACAAAGAAGAGUGGGGCACUGUCUGCGACGAUGGUUGGGGCAUCGAUGACGCGUCUGUGACCUGUAGAAUGUUGGGUUUCGAUGGUGCUUCCGAUGCGUCAGGUUUGGCUGAGUACGGAGAGGGCUCGGGUAGGAUUUGGCUUGAUGACGUGGAAUGCAUCGGGGACGAGACAACGCUGCUGGACUGUGACCACCGUACCCCUGGACAACAUAAUUGUGGCCAUUCUGAAGAUGCUGGUGUGACAUGUUUUUCAAUAGAGCCGACUAUACCGGAAACAACACCCAUGACAACGAUACCAACGACACCGAAUCCACCAUCUCCCAUUGAGGACAUCCGACUGAGCGGAAGCACUCUCUCAUCGGAAGGAAGAGUUGAAAUCUUGUACAAUGGAGAAUGGGGGACUAUUUGUGAUGAUUAUUGGGAUGAAGAUGAUGCUGAUGUAGCUUGUAGGAUGUUAGGUUUCGAAGGAGCGACUAGUGCUCCAGGCCAAGCCCAGUUUGGAGAAGGUUCAGGACAAAUCUGGCUUGACGAUGUGAGAUGUGCUGGAACUGAGACCAGCCUAGCUGAUUGUCCCCGUCCAAACUUCGGAGUCCACAAUUGCGGUCACUCGGAAGACGCUGGAGUCGUUUGCCUCAAUACAGUUACAACAACCAUCUAUGCAACAACUGUAUCACCAUGGACAGCACCCGUACGAUUGGUCAACGGUGGUUCACCAAUGGAGGGUCGCGUGGAGAUACUGCACAAUGGCCAAUGGGGGACAAUCUGCGAUGACUAUUGGGACUUAGAUGGCGCCUCAGUUGUCUGUAGCAUGCUAGGCUUUGGCCGGGCUUUAGAUGCACCAAUAAGAGCUCACUUUGGACGUGGAACGGAUCCUAUAUGGCUUGAUGACGUCAUGUGCGUGGGAGAGGAGUCCGAGUUGGCAGACUGUCCGCGCAACGCAUUUGGAACCAACAACUGUGCCCAUUCCGAAGAUGCGGGGGUUAUUUGCUCAGCAGGCCCACCACCUACAUUGCCACAACAAACGGUUCGUUUGGUUAAUGGUGAUUCUGACAACGAGGGACGUGUAGAGAUCUACCACAACGGGGAAUGGGGAAGUAUCUGUGAUGAUGACUGGGGCCUUGAUGAUGCUACAGUAGUUUGUCGGAUGUUGGGUUUUGAUGUGGCCACAGAAGCACCGGGAUCGGCACGGUAUGGGCAGGCUUCGGAUCGUAUCUGGCUUGACGACGUCCAGUGUUCGGGAACUGAAGCAGACAUAAGGGAUUGUUCACACAGAGCCUUCGGAUUUCACAACUGUCGUCACUCUGAAGAUGCAGGAGCUGUUUGUUCUUAUGCAGUUUCAACGACAGCACCAACACCACCAGCCCACACGAUUCGUUUGGUCGGCGGCAAUAGGGACAACGAAGGACGAGUUGAAAUCCUCCACAAUGGCGAAUGGGGAACUGUCUGUGAUGAUGCUUGGGGCAAGACCGAUGCUGAUAUUGCGUGUAGAAUGCUUGGAUAUUGUGCUGCAUCCACUGCGCACGGCUCAGCUUAUUUCGGAGCUGGGGAGGGCCAGAUAUGGCUCGAUGACGUAGCAUGCACAGGGGAAGAGACUGAUCUGUUAGACUGCCCUCACCGGGGAGUCGGGAUUCAUAACUGCAAUCACAACGAAGAUGCAGGAGUCGUUUGCUUUACCGAUGCGCCGCGUCCUGUGUUUAAUGACAUUCGAUUGAGCAGCGGAACCUCUAACAACGAAGGACGAGUUGAAAUUCUGCACGAAGGACUAUGGGGGACGGUUUGCGAUGACUAUUGGGGCAUAGAAGACGCAUCGGUUGUAUGCAGGAUGCUCGGAUUCUGUGCUGCAAGCAGCGCACCCGGUCAGGCUAGGUUUGGACCCGGUUCAGAUCCGAUUUGGCUUAAUGAGGUAUCAUGCACUGGAAGUGAAAACGACCUAAGGAACUGUCGGCACCGAGGAUUUGGAUCUCAUAACUGCGGUCACAACGAAGAUGCGGGGGUUAUCUGCAUUCCUAGUGCCAGCAUACCUGAGCCCACAACUCCAGAUGUCACUACGACUGAAUCAGCACCGCCACCAACGACAACCCCAUUGGUGACCACAGAACCGUCUGAGUUCGAGAUCCGCCUUGUGGGAGGCAGCUAUCCCUGGGAAGGUAGGGUAGAGCUUUUCUACCAAGGGGAAUGGGGGACAAUCUGCUCAAGCUACUGGGGUAAAAGAGACGGAGACGUGGCUUGCAGGAUGCUUGGAUUCAGCAGUGCCUAUGAGGCAAUAAGACCGACAGGCGCCCGCUAUCCAAUGCCCUUCGGUGAAGGCACUGGGACAAUCCAUUUCAGUAAAUUUGGUUGUGACGGAACUGAAGAGAGCCUGGCCGACUGUUCACAUUCUGGAUGGGGAGAACAUAACUGCUAUCAUUACGAAGAUGCUGGCUUAAUUUGCAACAGUCCAGACCCAGUCAGCGUUGUCGUUCGUCUCGUGAAUGGCAGUAGCAAGGCCGAGGGACGAGUUGAGGUGCUGUAUGACGGAGAAUUCGGAACCGUCUGUGACGACUCAUGGGAUACGCUUGAUGCUGCCGUUGUCUGCAGGAUGUUGGGAUAUGAGGGCGCUUCUCAGGCACCAGGAUCUGCUCGUUUCGGGCAAGGUAGUGGGGACAUUGUCCUGGAUGAUGUGGUCUGCCAGGGGACAGAGGAUAACAUUGCAAGCUGUGUCCACAGAUCUUGGGGUGAACAUAACUGUGGCCACACAGAGGAUGCCUCGGUUGUCUGCACCGGAGAGUUGAACUUGCCCGUACGUUUGGUGAAUGGUGAGACCGCUAACGAAGGUCGAGUGGAGAUUUUCCGAUACGGGGCCUGGGGCUCAGUGUGUGAUGACUUCUGGGAUAUGAACGAUGGUCACGUGGUCUGCCGUAUGCUCGGUUACGAACGUGCUGAACGCAUCUGGUGGGGCACAGCCUACGGACCGGGAUCUGGUCGUAUCCUGUUGGAUAAUGUCGAAUGCACUGGUAGUGAGGCGACACUGGACGACUGCGAUCGCCCACCUUGGGGCGUCCAUGAUUGUAAUCAUUACGAGGAUGCUGGGGUUGUAUGCAAGUAGUGAUUUUUCAGUUGGAAUAGGUUGGUCCUUAUGGGAAUAUUUGCCACGAACUUCUGGUGAUGAAGACAACUGAUGUGCACUGAAUACAUUUUUUCUCAAUAUUUAUCCUUGGAUUUAUUCAUACCUAUCGUUUUUAGGUGUUUAAGGGAUUUAUUUACGUAAUGCUUCAUAUGGAUAAGAGUUAUUUAUUUUGAAAACUGAAAAAUGAUGUUGAGGUACAAAAAAAGAUACUUGUUUAGAUAGAUGUACAUGUUAUAUUUUCUUUAUAGAUCAUUCAAUUAUGAUUGAUGCCAUUUUUCCUUGAAUAUACAGAACCUAUUUCUCUACAAGCUAUCCAGAAAACCAUAUUGAUAUAUCAUUUUAGGUCUGACGACGUGCAUGAUCAUGACAGUGACAAUCGCAUAGGAAUAUAUUUUUUUUCAGAGAAUAUUGAUAAUAUUUACAAUAAAGCAAAUAUUAGAAAACUUUUAACGCAAUUAAAGCCUUGUUAUUAUAAUUUUUCUAGAUCCAUGAAACAUUAUUAAUCAAAUAUGGUUAGUAAAAAUGCUUAUUAAACCUUAGUAAGCCAUUGUUCGUUUCAUUUUAUAUUUUUAGUGUACAGUAGAUGGUAAAGACAACGUAGAUAUUAAAUACGAUUUUAUUACAUUGCAACCAUCAUGUAAAAUUGUCGUGGCUAAAUAUAACUGUUAUAAUAUAUGUACAUGUACCUGCAAAUUAUAACGAAGAUGCACCGAAAACUGCUCACCUGGAAAUGCUACUCUUCACCUUAUCUGGAAACAAAUAUCAAAUUCAUAUCUUUGCAUCGACCUUUUGCAGGUAACUGCAAUUAUAUUCACAAAUCAAUAAUCUGUUACAAUACAUGUACAGUGAAUAAGAAAUCCAAUGAAACGAAUUGCUUAUUUAUCUUUAUUUCUCAAUUGGCCUUCAUACUAAUAUUUUCUUAACCAGGAAACUUAUAGAAAGGCACAUUUACUAUAAUUUUGGAAAUAUGAUAUAAGCUCUUUAGUGCAUUUCCCGCAGUAUCACCUACUAUAUUAUUUUAAUUUCAUAUACAGUAAUUUUAAAUUUCAGACAUCAGUACGAUUUUUGUGUGAUUCUGUCCAUUGAUUAUUUCAGUGUACUUUGAAAAAUAUAAUUACAAUAUAUAAGCUUUAUCUCAUAUCGAUGUUUAUCUUUCAGUCAACAUGGUCAACUUCAUUUGAUUAUUAAAUCACUUUGAAAUAUACAA